ACAUCACCGUCGUACCCUCGUCGCGUCGCGUCAUUUGGCGGCGGCCGCGCGGUAGGAGAAGGAAGAUCGUAGGUUAUGAAAAAAUCGUGCAAACACUGUACAAGCGUGAGUAACAUAUCGACGGUGUGUCUGCCGAAGACGAAUCGUAAUCGCGCGACGAGUCUCGGGGACGACAGUCUUUUGAACCUCGACAUGAAGGAGCAGGAUAUACCCGAGUACUUAGAGGGCUGCGGAUUAUCGGCUUGUACGGCCAGCAACGAAAUAUCCGAGGACGUGGAGCUUCAACUGAUGCACGACAAAAAGUUCUCCACCAUGUCGUCCUUUGGGAGCAGCAGCAGUAGCAGUUUGGUCGACUCCAAGAAGAUUGUUAUGAUCAAACAUCCGGACUCCAACAAGCUGAAACCCGCCGGUAAGAAGACCAAGCCGAUCCAGGCGGAAUUGGACGUGGGUAAGGAGUUCAUUCGAUGUAGGGAAGAUUGCGUGAGGCGGUUGGACCUGAGCAAGGCCUGUAUCACGACUUUGCCCAGUUCCGUGAAGGAACUGAAGCAUCUGCGGGAGUUCUACCUCUACGGCAACAAGCUGACGACUCUGCCACCCGAGAUCGGCUAUCUAUCGAAUCUAGAGACGCUGGCGCUGAGCGAGAACUCGCUCACCAAUUUGCCCAACACUCUGGAGAACCUCAAGUCGUUGCGGGUGCUAGAUCUCAGACACAACAAGCUCAUUGUGAUUCCAGAUGUAGUGUACAAGCUCACGUCGCUCACCACGUUGUUCCUGCGCUUCAACCGUGUCAAGUACGUCAAAAACAACAUAUGUAACCUGACGAAUCUCACCAUGCUGAGCUUUCGGGAGAACAAAAUCAAGGAACUGCCUGCAGGGAUAGGCGAACUGGUCAAUCUUCUCACCUUUGAUGUCUCGCAUAAUCAUUUGGAGCAUCUACCUCCGGAAAUUGGCAAGUGCGUGCAAUUGUCCACCCUGGAUGUGCAACACAACGAACUGCUCGACUUGCCGGAUACGAUCGGCAAUCUAGUGUCGUUGACGAGACUAGGAAUCCGAUACAAUAAACUGACAAGUAUUCCUAAAUCAUUGGCGAACUGCAAGUUGAUGGAUGAAUUCAGUGUGGAGGGCAAUCAAAUAUCGCAUCUACCAGACGGUCUACUGGCUAGUCUGUCAUAUCUUACGACAAUCACGCUGUCUAGAAACUUGUUUACCUCGUAUCCUACAGGUGGGCCGGGCCAAUUCAUCAACGCUUAUUCCAUCAAUGUAGAGCACAAUGAGAUCGAUAAGAUACCUUACGGCAUCUUCUCACGAUCCAAGAACCUCACAAAAUUAAACAUGAAGGAAAAUAAGCUGAACACUUUGCCGCUGGACAUCGGUUCGUGGGUGGCCAUGGUCGAGCUGAACCUUGGAACGAAUCAACUGACGAAGCUCCCAGAUGACAUACAGUGCCUGCAAAGUCUGGAGAUACUGAUUCUCUCUAACAAUGGACUGAAACAUAUUCCGACCACUAUAGUGAAUCUCCAAAAGCUGCGGGUGUUGGACCUGGAAGAGAAUUACAUUGACGUGUUGCCGGACGAGAUUGGCCUGAUGACCGAGUUGCAAAAGUUGAUCUUGCAGUCGAAUAAGCUUAGCGAGUUGCCACGCACAAUCGGACAUCUGAGGAAUCUCACGUAUCUCAGUGUGGGCGAGAAUCAACUAACUUAUUUGCCGGAGGAAGUUGGCACCUUGGAGAGCUUAGAGUCACUCUACCUCAACGACAACAAGUCCUUGCACAAUCUGCCAUUUGAACUGGCGUUGUGCAAGAAUCUCGGUAUUAUGUCAAUUGAAAAUUGUCCACUGUCGCAUAUACCAAUGGAAAUUGUAGCCGGUGGACCAUCACUGGUGAUCCAAUUUCUUAAGAUGCAGGGUCCUUAUCGACCAACAUAAUUGUUUUAUUAUUUUAUUUUAUCGCGUGUUUUUUUUUUGCAUAUGGUCAUAUAGAUGUCGAUUCUUAAUUCUGAGAGAUAAAUAAAGAGGGAGAGAGAGAGAGAGAGAGAGAGAGAGAGAGAGAG
This is a messenger RNA of Mycetomoellerius zeteki, 2048 nucleotides long. RefSeq names its product leucine-rich repeat protein soc-2 homolog. Gene Ontology annotation, cellular component: cytoplasm. The transcript has a single exon. The record is from RefSeq and is a predicted model, not a curated record. NCBI's taxonomy places the organism in Eukaryota, Metazoa, Arthropoda, Insecta, Hymenoptera, Formicidae. The coding region runs from base 76 to 1923 and encodes 615 amino acids. Gene Ontology annotation, molecular function: protein binding.